Messenger RNA from Cyprinus carpio (common carp), 1301 nucleotides. RefSeq lists its product as uncharacterized. The record is from RefSeq and is a predicted model, not a curated record. Lineage: Eukaryota; Metazoa; Chordata; Actinopteri; Cypriniformes; Cyprinidae.
UUCUGCAGUGUCAAUCUGAACCCAGACACAAUCCCCACUGGAUGCACUAGCCAACGUGGAUUCCAUUACGGUUCAGGAGUCUGACAUCAUCACCUGUCUUGAUCUCAACAGGAAAGUCAGAAACAAAGAGAAAGGAGUUUGCUGACGUCACCAGGAAACUAGAAUAAAUACAAAGGUGAGGACCAGCACGAAGGCAAAAAGAAGGAAGAACGGAAUGAAGCAGGUGUAUCAGCAGGACCUCCAUUCAAAUACAUUCAUUUAGUCACUUUGCAACUGAGUAUGGCCAGGGAUUUGCUGUAUUAUUUUCUGAUCCUGAUUUUCGGCAUUCCAAUGCACGAAUGUGUGGCGGUACUCCGAGAUGGCAGGUGUGUCAUCGAGGAACCCUGUUUUGAUCUGAGCGUGAUGGCUAAUUCAGCCAGGCUUGUCAGCAAGGAUGUGAUAGCUGCGGAUGGUGAGAAGAUCCUCUUGAGGCACAGCUCCUUUGACAAAAUUCGAAAAAAGAAAAAUCUUCAUGGCUGUGUCCUGCAGAAAAUCCUUGACCUAUUUCAAGAGGUUCUCGAUAAGACAAAUGGGACCUAUGUCCAUAAAAAUGAAGAAAUAAACCACCAUACUGAGCUUAUACACAUUAUGGAUCAACUCAGAAACUGUGUUUAUAAGAAAAAAGAUAGAUGUAAAAAGCUAUAUAAGAUGUCUGAAAUAACCACAACUUCCUCUCCAAUGAUUUUAGAGGAAAAAAUGAACCCAAAUCAGCUUGCUGUUUUACAGCUACAAAAACUGAAGUCUGCCAGUGAGAGGGUCAGUGAUGUGCAUAUCCAGGAGAAGGUCAUGGAUGAGCUGAAAACUCUCCAUCUCUACAUGCAGGGAAAAGGCUUCCGAAAAAAUACGAACGACUAAGGAGAAGCAUGAUGUUUUAUAAAUUCUGGCCAACAACGUGUUAUGUCACAUCUCUGUCUGAUCACUUUAAGAUGUGUCAGUUUAAGCAGGGACAGAAUACCAAGCUAUCUCUUGUAAAUGAGACAAAACUUAUUUUCCUGACUUUUUGUUUCUAAUAAGAUAUUUUAGUUGUUUGUGUUUUUAGUGCAAAUGUCUUUUUUGCUUUUUAAGUAAUGAGUAUUUAAACAGUUUAUGCAUAUUGCUUAUGUACUUUCGGUGAAAGAUUGAGUGUACUGCAGUAAACGCAGGUGAGAAAAUAAACAAGAUAUAGAUAAUUUUGUCAAUGAAAACACAAAAUACAUGUUUAUCUUUGUUUUGUUUUUUUAUUGCAUUCAUUUGUCAGCUCAGUAAAACAUUUUUAUAUCUGG